This is a messenger RNA of Bacillus rossius redtenbacheri, 3850 nucleotides long. It is a transcript of the gene Cpr, whose product is annotated as NADPH--cytochrome P450 reductase. NCBI's taxonomy places the organism in Eukaryota, Metazoa, Arthropoda, Insecta, Phasmatodea, Bacillidae. Gene Ontology annotation, biological process: response to hormone. The record is from RefSeq and is a predicted model, not a curated record. Gene Ontology annotation, cellular component: cytosol. The transcript is spliced from 15 exons. Bases 397 to 2430 code for a protein of 677 amino acids. Gene Ontology annotation, molecular function: flavin adenine dinucleotide binding; FMN binding; NADPH-hemoprotein reductase activity.
GUACUGUGCAAGGCUAAACUGUACUGUAUUUUUAUCUUUGCCCUUCGCACCUUUAUGAGGUAACCUAGGCCUAGAUAUUUCAAGAUAAACAUUAAUUACGUCUUUGUCGUUUAAUUUGCGAGUUUUGGCAUCAUUAUUAAACGCUCGAAAUCUGCAUUUCAGUAGUGUAUGUUUUUUUUUAAAUAUCAAAGCUAGUACGACGUCUUUGGUCUCGGUGGUCUUGUAUAUUCGGACGCGAACAGAGGUACGUGCCAGUAAUGACGUAAAGUUCGCAUCGUAUAAUCAAGUCACGGUUCAUAAGAAAUCAAGUGGAGAGUUGGAACUUUGCACGACUUCCGAGCAGUGGUGAAAGAGGACCGUAUCGAUUGCUCUUUGAAUCUUCAGUGAAUCACUGGCAUGGCGGGCGGGGACGAGAUCGCCACGGAGCAGAUGAAGGACGAGCCGCUGCUGGGACUGCUGGACGUGGCGCUGCUGGCGGCCAUCUUGUGCGCGGGCGCCUGGUGGCUGUUCCGCGGCAAGCGCAAGAGCGAGCCGCCCAGCGCCGCCAAGUCCUACACCAUUCAGCCGACGGCGCUGGCCACGCAGAGCACGGAGACGUCCUUCAUCAAGAAGCUGAAGACGUCGGGCCGCAGCCUGGUGGUGUUCUACGGCAGCCAGACGGGCACCGGCGAGGAGUUCGCCGGCCGCCUCGCCAAGGAGGGCAUCCGCUACCGCCUCAAGGGCAUGGUGGCCGACCCCGAGGAGUGCGACAUGGAGGAGCUGACGGCGCUGAAGGAGAUCCCCAACUCGCUGGCCGUGUUCUGCCUCGCCACGUACGGCGAGGGCGACCCCACGGACAACGCCAUGGAGUUCUACGAGUGGCUGCAGAGCGGCGACGGCGACCUGUCGGGCCUCAACUACGCCGUGUUCGGCCUGGGCAACAAGACGUACGAGCACUACAAUGAGGUGGGCAAGUACGUGGACAAGCGGCUGGAGGAGCUGGGGGCCACGCGCGUCUUCGAGCUGGGCCUGGGGGACGACGACGCCAACAUCGAGGAGGACUUCAUCACGUGGAAGGACCGCUUCUGGCCUGUGGUGUGCGAGUACUUCGGCAUCGAGGCGACCGGGGAGGACGUGAGCGUGCGCCAGUACCGCCUCACCGAGCACACGGACGCUAACCUCGACCGCGUGUACACCGGCGAGAUGGCGCGCCUGCACUCGCUCAAGAACCAGCGCCCGCCAUUUGACGCCAAGAACCCAUUCUUAUCGAAGAUAAAGGUGAACAGGGAAUUGCACAAGACUGGAGAUCGCUCGUGUAUGCACAUUGAAUUUGACAUUGAGAACUCCAAAAUGCGAUAUGAAACAGGCGACCACCUAGCCGUGUACCCGCAGAACAACACGGAGCUGGUGAACAGGCUGGGUGAGCUGCUGUCUGUCGACCUGGAUACCGUCAUCACUCUCACCAACACCGACGAGGAGUCGACGAAGAAGCACCCGUUCCCGUGCCCGUGCUCGUACCGCACGGCCCUGUCGCACUACCUGGACAUCACGAGCAACCCCCGCACACACGUCCUCAAGGAGAUCAUAGAGUACACCCAGGACCCCAAGGACCAGGAGCUGCUGAGGCUGAUGUCGAGCAACAGCGUGGAGGGCAAGCAGAAGUACACCCAGUGGAUCAUCCAGGACAACCGCAACAUCGUGCACAUCCUCGAGGACCUGCCCUCGUGCAAGCCGGCGCUGGACCACCUGUGCGAGCUGCUGCCGCGCCUGCAGGCCCGCUACUACUCCAUCUCCUCCUCCCCCAAGGUACACCCCGACACGGUGCACAUCACGGCGGUGCUGGUGCAGUACGAGACGCCCACCAAGAGGACCAACAAGGGCGUGGCGACGACGUGGCUGGCGGCGAAGCAGCCCGCCGGCGGCGACGACGAGCGCUGCGUGGCUCCCAUCUACAUCCGCAGGUCGCAGUUCAGGUUACCCACCAGACCGCAGGUGCCGAUAAUAAUGAUUGGUCCAGGGACGGGCCUGGCUCCGUUCCGCGGGUUCAUCCAGGAGCGCAACCAGUUGAGGGAAGAAGGCAAGCCAGUGGGGGAGACCAUCCUGUACUUCGGCUGUCGCAAGAAGAGCGAGGACUUCAUCUACGAGGAGGAGCUGACGGAGUACGUCAACAACGGCACGCUAAAGAUGCACGUGGCGUUCUCGCGCGACCAGAAGGAGAAGGUGUACGUGACCCACCUCCUGGAGCAGAACAAGGACGAGCUGUGGCGGGUCAUCGGCGAGAACAACGGCAACCUGUAUGUGUGCGGUGACGCGAGGAACAUGGCGCGAGACGUCCACAACAUAAUCGAGAAGGUGGUCCAGGAGAAGGGCGGCAUGACGGAGUCGCAGGCCGCCACCUACGUCAAGAAGAUGGAGGCGCAGAAGAGAUACUCGGCGGACGUGUGGAGCUGAGCUGCGACGCUGCGGCCAACCCCAGUCCAGCGAUGGGUCUCCCGAUCGGUGCGCAGUGCAGCGCUUCUGGUCUGCCGGCGUUGAGUUUUGUCUGGGGGCCCUCCUCCGCGAGACGCUUCCAGAGACCAUCGGACUGGAAGUCGCGUGGAGCGAGGACUCUCUAACCGGCCAGCUUGUUCGGGAAGACAACUGCGUCAGUGUUUUAAAUGCAAAGUCGUGGAGUGACAAUUGUUGACCCUCCAAGUGCUAUCGUUGAUUUUAUCCUAUUUAACUAAAUAUUUUAAAUAUUACUGCUUAUAUAAAUAGGCAUGUUUUAUUUUAUUUUGAGGUUGCUAAUUCGUCCAGAGGAAUAAUGAAUGCCAGUAAUAGUUAAUUUGGAGUACAUUAGAUUUUUUUUAUAGGAACCAGGUUUUAUAUGGGCGAAGGAAAUAUUCCAUAUUAAGUGAUGCAUUUUAUAAACUGUUAUUUAAAUGCUCGGAAAAAAAUACAUUCCACACUGUGCAUUUUAAGAUGAGAUUUUAAUUUCAUAUAGAUUUACAGAAUAUGUAUUGUACAUCAAAAUAAAUCACACUACUUGUGGGAUAACAUUUGUGUUCAUGAAUCGUAAAUAUCAUGAAAGCUAUGUAAUUAAGAUUGAUAAUGAAUUUGGAGUACGAAAUGAGAAAUGAGCCCUGUUCAGAGUUUUGAUAACUUUUCCCCGCACCUGUUGCCUGAACAGUUGCUUUUUUGGCCAGUUUAUGAAAUUAUAGUCUAUUUUUAAAAUUGACUCUCUAUUCAUGCCACCAUCUGUUUGGAAAUGCAUUGUCACUGUCAGUUGGAAUUACUGCAUGUAUACAUUUAUUGUGAGUUCAGCAUUUUCGAAUUUGCUGAGCAUUGAUGUUUAUUGGACAAGAACUGAGGCCUUAUUCUGUUAUCUUCCGACAACCUUAAGUUAUUGCUUAGUUGUAUUGUGUGUCUAUAAUGACCUGUGCCACUGUAGCUUAUCUUAAAUUUUUAUGUUGUUGAUAUAACAAACACCUUUUUCCAAAUCACAGCAACAAAAACCUUAAUCCAACAAACUUAAAGGAGCAAACUACCAGUGUAUAAACAAACUUCAAAAAAAAAUUAUAUGUUAUGUAAAAUUUGUUAUUUUUUCUUGAGCUAGUGAAAUGUGACUGUGGCAGAAUUCACCAAUGAAGAGACCAUCUCUGCAUGCCUCUGAAUAGUAGGUAGUUGUUUCCUUCACAAGUAAGCAAACUGACUUUAAGAAGAAUUAAGUUUGAAACAUUUAAGACAUCCCAUUACAAACCUGGAAGUUUGUAUGCUGGGUGUGAUUAAUUUUUCAGUUAAAUAGUGUACAUUGUGGUGAAAUCUAUAUAUUUAAAAAAAAAAGAUGUUGAUAAAAUAGUUUUUUUUGUAUUAAAUUUAAAAUGUUGUAUAA